GUCCUAUAUUUUGUAUCUGAUAUACCAGGGAAAACAUACUAGACUUUCAGAAUAUCUCUAACAUUCUUCCUAGAAAAAUUGAAAAUACUUCAACGCUUUUUAAAAAGUACUCUAUAUCAAAAAUAUAAUUUUGUUCUAAUUUACAGAUAUAAACGUAUCAAUCAAUAAGGAAAUUGAAGGCAAAAAAAUGGAAGAAGAAAUCUCUGUGCAAAUAGAAAACAACUCGCCCUCAAUAGAGCACACUUUACGCCCGAUAGUAUUUUUUUCUUGGUUCCUUGGAGUCGGCGUUGCACGUCCGCGAAAGUGUCCUAAAGCUGUCACGUUAAUCCUACGUAUUAUUCACUUCGGAAUAUGUUCCGUCAUCGUGGCUUAUGGUGCGAUAGAUUUCUUCACCUUCGGUAAGGUUUUCAAAAGUGACAUAUACAAGAUUAUGUACUACAUGAGCAAAGUGAUGUCUUAUGUGUCGGCGUAUUACUACGUUUAUCACGGCGUCGGGCAGUAUGAGAAGUGGCCUGAAUUAAUGAACAAAAUGAAGAAUGUCGAUCAGAAGAUCAGAAAAGAAACGUCUAUGAACGAUCGACCGAUAAAAAUUGUCGAAGUGCUGGCUAUUUUCGCAACAAUUGUUUGCGGUCCACUAUUUCUAAUCAUACACGCUCUAUAUUAUUUUUUCACGCGUCCCGAAGAUAUUUUCGCAUCUGACUUGCUACUUUAUUAUACGAUAGCUCAGUCAUUGAUCAACAGCUUCAUAUUUGACGUUAUCGUCUAUGUGCUAUAUCAUAGAUUUCAAACGAUAAAUGAAUUAAUCGUGCAAUUAAAUGACAGAUUUAGUGCACCAUUGAUUACGCUUAAACUCAGAUGUUUUAGAGAAUUACACACGGGAAUUUGUGAUCUGGUCACGAUGGUAAACGAUAUUCACGGUUUUCAACUUCUUCUAUUCUCGGCAAAUUGCUUCACCAUGGUCGUAGCUGUGCUAUUUAGAAUUUACAUGGGCGUUGUAGAAAAAAAUGACGCAUUUAUGCUGAUCAAUAAUAUACUUUGGUUUUUAUAUGCCGCACAAUUCGGCCUAAUGUGUUGGAUUUGUACACUCGCGCGUCAAGAAGCCGACAAAACUGGAAUAAUUAUAUAUAAGAUUAUAUUAAAUUGCAACAAUGUGAAUAUUCGUAAACUAAACGGUACAAGAAAUCAACUAAAUCUAGAAGUACCAUCAGAAAUCCAAGACGGCGAGCAAAAUUUUAAUAGAAGUAGCAGUUAUAAUAAUCUAAACUAUAUUGUUAUAGAAAAUUUGCGUAAAAACCUGGACAAAGAUUGUGUCAGAAACGAGAUCAAUGAUUUUUCUAUUCAAUUACAGCAGCAUCGAGUAACAAUUACAGCUUGCAUUUUUGAAAUGAAUAAUGCUCUACUUAGUGGUUUCGUCGGUGUAAUUACUACUUAUUUAAUAAUUCUCGUUCAAUUUUAUCGACCCGAAAAUUAACGCAAUUCAAUGGAAACUAAAUAAAAAUUAUCAUAUUUCAAAUCGCACUAAA
This is a messenger RNA of Nylanderia fulva, 1523 nucleotides long. The record is from RefSeq and is a predicted model, not a curated record. Lineage: Eukaryota; Metazoa; Arthropoda; Insecta; Hymenoptera; Formicidae.